This is a messenger RNA of Vombatus ursinus (common wombat), 684 nucleotides long. RefSeq names its product cornifelin. The record is from RefSeq and is a predicted model, not a curated record. Lineage: Eukaryota; Metazoa; Chordata; Mammalia; Diprotodontia; Vombatidae. The coding region runs from base 225 to 599 and encodes 124 amino acids. Gene Ontology annotation, cellular component: cornified envelope. The transcript has 5 exons.
AGGCACAGCCAGAGAGAGCCAGGCACGGAGUGACGAGGCCAGAGCCAACCCCUGUGCUACUCAGCCCGAGAGCCCCAGCAUCCCGCCCAGUGCUCCCCAGUCCCUCCCCUUACUCCAGUGCCGUUGCCCCCGCCCCACCCCCCACCCCACCUAGCCUCCAGGUGCCCCCGGAACCUGCUACUCAGCGCCUCCUCUCCGCCUCGGCCCGCACCAUCUCAUCAAGGAUGCAGUUCGAGAUGCAUGACAACGUGAAGGGCAAAGCUAUGUCUUACCCUGUGACCAGCCAGCCCCAAAGCCAGAGCACCUGCUACCAGACCCAGCAAAGUGACUGGCACACUGAACUCACGGACUGCUGCAAUGAUAUGCCCGUGUGUCUGUGCGGCACCUUCGCCCCUCUGUGCCUGGCCUGCCGCAUCGCUGAUGAUUUCGGGGAGUGCUGUUGUGCGCCCUACCUGCCUGGUGGUCUCCACUCCCUCCGCACUGGCAUGAGAGAGCGCUACCGCAUUUUGGGCUCUGUUGGAAACGACUGGGCAGCGCUCACCUUCUGCCUGCCUUGUGCGCUCUGCCAGAUGGCUCGGGAGCUGAAGAUCAGACAGUGAGGACCCGCCCCAGCCCCGCCCACUUAUUCCUCCUGACCCUUCAUUCCCUUCCCCCUCACCCUGCCAAUAAAAUCAGAAACCCAAA